UCAACAGAAGAGGCUCCUGACAUAGAGGAAAUUGCAAACAGAGAGUACGACACAGUUCAUGGUAGAAUCUUAGCUGUCAACAUGGCUACUUUGGGAAAAAGAAGGCUGCAAGGAAGACCAGAAAAUCCAUUUGAAAGAAUCGAAAACAUCAAUGACCAUGAUGAUCUUAACCURUACCAGGGUGAUAUYCAACUGGAUGAMGACUUAGAAGAACUCCUUCACAUGCCGAAUAGGACUAUCACAAAACGAAAUGCCGUACGCAAAAAAGCUCUACUUUGGACAUCGAGAACAAUUCCAUAUUUGCUGCCAGGAUACAUGGCUYAUAUCAAAGGGAACCUUUUGACUGCAAUUAGCCAUUUCCACAAGCACACUUGUAUUCGUUUUGUUCCAUACAAACCAGGUCUGCAUAGGAACUAUAUCAAGUUUAACAACAAAAAUGGGUGCUCCUCUAAGGUUGGCAAAAAAUACCAUAUGCCUGGUGCCCAAGGUUUGUCUCUUGGUCGGGGAUGUGAAAAUGUAGGCACUAUAUUGCAUGAGCUACUUCACGCAUUAGGUUUUUGGCAUGAGCAAGCUCGACAAGAUCGUGAUAAAUACGUCAAGAUAUAUUGGGAAAACAUACAAGAAGGAUUCGCCGAUCAGUUUGACAAGUAUUCUUGGAAGACCAUUGACACAUUAGGGAAAUCCUAUGACUACGAUUCUAUCAUGCAUUAUGAUCGAAGGGCAUUUUCCAAAAAUGGCAGGCCAACUAUUGUGGCCAUUGGUGAUGAAAAACGAGAUUUUGGAUCCACAAGAACGUUUUUGAGUACUAAGGAYAUCAUUGAGAUCAAUACAUUGUAUAAUUGUAAAGCAAAACAAUAUGGCUGGUCUUCAUGGUCUAGUUAUACCCCAUGUAACAAAGAAUGCUACAAAAGCCGAGAACGUUACUGUUAUAAUCCGGGAAACGUAAAGUACUGUGGAGGAAAUACUAACGUGUAUGGGAUUGACAUUGAUCGUAAGAAGUGUACGAAAAGAGAAUGCCUUGCACGCAAUGCCAUCCACGGUCAUUGGGGACACUGGAGCAAGUGGUCGUCUUGCAGUGUUACAUGCAAUGAUGGCGUACGAUCACGUGAACGACUUUGUAAUAAUCCUGAGCCUUCCAAAUAUGGUAAAAAAUGCCCUGGUAAAUCUAAAGAAAAAAGCUUGUGCACUCUACGAAGGUGUCAUCCUGGUCCUGAUGAUACGGAUUUCGAUAACCCUAAAAGUCCAUUUGGUAUUUGGAGAAAUAAACCUGGUGCACAACUAAAGUGGAUACGUCACAGGCCAUUCUCACAGACAAUGAACACUGGUCCAAUGUAUGAUCAUACUUUUGGCAAUCCCUCAGGUACAAUGUCUGUGCGAUUUCAGUAA
Molecule: messenger RNA, 1386 nt
Organism: Exaiptasia diaphana
Lineage: Eukaryota; Metazoa; Cnidaria; Anthozoa; Actiniaria; Aiptasiidae
Product: zinc metalloproteinase nas-6-like
Biological process (GO): proteolysis
Molecular function (GO): zinc ion binding; metalloendopeptidase activity
Source: RefSeq, a predicted model, not a curated record